This is a messenger RNA of Gigantopelta aegis, 1157 nucleotides long. RefSeq lists its product as uncharacterized. The transcript has 2 exons. The record is from RefSeq and is a predicted model, not a curated record. Gene Ontology annotation, cellular component: mitochondrion. Lineage: Eukaryota; Metazoa; Mollusca; Gastropoda; Neomphalida; Peltospiridae. The coding region runs from base 123 to 1094 and encodes 323 amino acids.
CGCACACAAAGCUAAAUGUGACUGGGUGUACGAAAUAUAGUUCUCUAACUUCUAAGUGUAUCUUCGAUGUAAGCCUCGCAGAUAACUACCACAAGCGCACAUUUGUCUACAAAGUGACAGUGAUGAAGACACAAUUUCUUGUUGGUCAGCCAUGGAAGACACUUUUUCGAAAUGUAGCCUGUCAUCGAUACCACCAUCGUUCCUGUUUCGUCGAGCAUGGAAACAAGCAAACAUUUUUAAAUAUUCCAAGGAAAAACACCACAACUGAUGCACCAGCGAAUCAGAACAAGAAAUGCAGCAUUACAGGAUCUGCAAACAAGGCAUUCACUGUAUAUCAGAAUGUUGAUAUCCUAAGCUGCAAUGAGCAAUCAUGCUAUGAGAAACAUGUGCCCAAAGGUAAAGGACUUGCAAAUAACCCAUGUGGGUGGAAGAUAUUCAGUGCAUAUCAGAAUGUUGAUAUGGUAGGAUGCAGAAGUUAUACAACAUCUGGGAAACAUUUUUCUAAAGAACAAUUAACUCAAAACUCACCAUCAGUGUGUUUCACGUCAAAAAUAUUACCAAAUGUACAGAAUUGUGUAAAUCUAAAUUUUUGUGAAUCACGUUUUUUCUGUUCCUCUGCAAUGUACUACGAACCGUGCUACAUUUUCAAAUACAUUGUGCACACAAGAGUACUAUCACGACUAAAGAUCUACCAAACGAUGGCGACCGUGAUGGCUUUACCGCCAACAGCCGUCCUACACAGCCUGGGAAAACUGUCAACAGUUGACAUGUAUGCCAUGUUUGGAAUUUCUUCCGUUGCCUGUGUCAUGUUGUAUGUGAUGAGCUGGUACUUCAGGAGGAUUGUGGGAAUGAUAAGCAUCUGUAAGGAGAAUAAGAUGGUUCGCUUAUCGCACCUUACAUUUUGGGGGAAGAGAAAGGACCUGUACAUAUCCCCAGAGGACAUAAUCCCACUCCUAGACAUGUCAGAGAGUUCCAAGAAGGUGUAUGUCUUGGUGAAAACGUACAGUAGUGAUGAAACAUUCAUUUUAUUUUUGAGGUUUCACAGGAUCUUUGACAGAGAUCAACUAGAAGGCAUUUUUGGACCUUUAGAGUAAAAGUUUAAAAGACCUAAGGCCUACUGCCAAUGUCAUAUUUAAAUAAAUUAAUUUUCUAAUGUU